This is a messenger RNA of Clarias gariepinus (North African catfish), 4252 nucleotides long. RefSeq names its product collagen, type VI, alpha 2 (gene col6a2). Lineage: Eukaryota; Metazoa; Chordata; Actinopteri; Siluriformes; Clariidae. The record is from RefSeq and is a predicted model, not a curated record. The coding region runs from base 199 to 3249 and encodes 1016 amino acids. The transcript is spliced from 28 exons.
AGAACACACACACACACACACACACAUACACACACUUCCAGUGCUGCUCUUAGUCCUCUGCUAAGAGUUCCUGCCCUUUUACAGCUCCACUUUUCGUCAGAAUGUCCACUCGAUAGACUGUAUCUUCUAAUAAUUCCUGGAUAUCCUAAAGGAUUUCUGAUCCAGCUCUGGGUGAGGUGAGGAAAGUGGAAGAGCAGGAUGAUGCUGUUUAAAGCGAUUAUCCUCUGCUUGCUGUACUUGGCGUCAGUUGGCCAGGCACUGGACUGUCACAAAAUCGAGGAAUGUCCAAUAGAGCUGUACUUCGUUAUCGAUACAUCAGAGACUAUCGCUUUGCAGGAGCCUCCACCGGGCAGCCUUGUUGACAGUGUCACGAAUUUCACCAAGAAAUUUGUGGAAAAGCUAGAAGAUGUGGAGCACAAGGGAAGGGUGAAGAUUACCUGGACUGUGGGCGGACUCCACUUCUCCAUGAAACAGAAAAUCAUUAGCGAACUAACCAACAAGAAUAAAUUCAUUGAAGAGUUAAAGAAUAUCAACUACUUUGGAAAGGGCACCUUCAUCGAUUGCGCCAUUAAGAGAAUGUCGGAGGAGAUGAUCCGUCCAAUAAUAAAUGUAGACCCUACCAGGAAUACACAGCGCUUUGCAGUCGUCAUCACAGACGGUCAUGUGACCGGGAGCCCCUGUGAAGGCAUCAAGGUGGCAGCAGAGCAGGCUCGAGACAAGGGCAUUAAGAUAUUUUCCAUAGCGUCAUCCAACAACCUGGAGGAAUUUGGCCUUAGAGAAAUUGCUAAUUCUCCUGUUGGGGUUUACCGCAGCGACUACAUGGCUGUCGAUCUGUCUAAAGGGAGACCUGAACUUCUAACACACCAUAUUGAUCGCAUUUAUAAUGCCAUGCUGCAUCAAGCUUAUCAAGAGUGCUACAGCGUGAAAUGCCUGCCAACACCCGGACCUCCUGGUCCAGAAGGUCCCAGAGGGCAGAAGGGUGCCAAAGGAGACGGCGGCCCUACGGGUCCCAAAGGUGACAAAGGCCACCCUGGUGAUCCUGGUAUUGAAGGACCUAUUGGUUACCCUGGACUCAAAGGAGAACGUGGUCCCAAAGGAGAAAGGGGAGAAAUCGGCUCACAAGGAAGGAAGGGAGUUGCAGGGGUGUUAGGACGCAAUGGCACCGAUGGUCUGAAGGGCAAAAUUGGUCGCAUGGGGGCUCCUGGUUGUAAAGGUGAACCAGGUGACAAGGGUCCUGAUGGUUAUGCUGGAGAUGUAGGAGACAGUGGCCCAAAAGGAUCUUCUGGAGAGAAGGGAGAUCCAGGACGACCUGGAAGAGCAGGGCCAUCUGGACCACCUGGAGACCCUGGUCCCAGGGGUGAAAGAGGUAGUCCAGGCACACCUGGUGUCCCUGGGCAGAAAGGCCCUAAGGGUACAGCUGGAGGUCCUGGUCCUAAAGGAGAUUUUGGAAGAAGAGGAGAAUAUGGGCCAAAGGGAGGUCAUGGACCAAACGGGCCAAAGGGAGAAAAGGGUGAACCAGGAUCUGAAGGUUUAAGAGGGCUUCCAGGUGAAGCUGGCAAUAAAGGAACCAAGGGAGAUCAAGGUCUUCCAGGACCAAGAGGUCCACCUGGACAAAUAGGAGAACCAGGAAGAAAUGGAAGCAGAGGUGACCCGGGUGAUGCUGGCCCAAGAGGCGACCCAGGACCCCCAGGACCAAUCGGUGACAGUGGCAGACCAGGUUUCAGCUACCCUGGACCAAGAGGACCACCGGGGGACCUAGGAGAUAAAGGUAGACCUGGAGCACAGGGAAGCAGAGGAGACUGCGGUCAAAAGGGAGAGCCGGGAAAGAAAGGAGACCCGGGAGUGCCUGGAGAAGCUGGACCUCAAGGUGAGCCUGGACCAAGAGGGCCUUCAGGAGAAAAGGGAAGAAAUGGUGAUCCUGGUCCAGAGGGAGACCCGGGCCUUACAGAAUGUGACGUCAUGAAUUACAUUAGAGAGACCUGUGGGUGCUGCGAUUGUGAGAAGAGAUGUGGAGCACUGGAUAUUGUAUUUGUUAUUGACAGCUCUGAGAGUGUUGGACUAACAAACUUCACCCUGGAGAAAAACUUUGUAAUCAGCACCAUUAAUAGAUUGGGCUCAAUGGCUAAGGACCCCCACUCAGAGACUGGAACACGAGUCGGUGUGGUCCAGUACAGUCACAGUGGAACCUUCCAGGCCAUUCAGCUCAACGACUCCAAGAUCAAUUCUCUUACAGCUUUUAAAGAUGCUGUGAAGAAUCUGGAAUGGAUUGCUGGCGGCACGUUUACUCCUUCUGCCCUGAAAUUUGCCUAUGACAAUCUGAUCCGUGAUAGUCGCCGGUCUAAGGCUAAAGUGACCGUGGUGGUGAUCACAGACGGUCGCUUUGAUCCCCGGGAUGAAGACGACCUGCUGAAUUACCUCUGCACAGAUAGCAGUGUAGAUGUAAACGCCAUUGGUGUUGGAGACAUGUUUGAAAAGGAAGAGGAAUCUGAGAGUUUGAAGUCCAUUGCCUGUAACAAGCAAGAUAGGGUGAUGGGCAUGAAGCGGUUUGCUGACCUGGUGGCGGAGGAAUUCAUUGACAGGAUUGAGACUGUCCUCUGCCCGGAACCGGUGAUUGUCUGCCCUGACCUUCCAUGCAAAGCUGAACCAGCAGUCGCCAGCUGCGUUCAGCGUCCUGUGGAUCUUGUGUUCCUGCUGGACGGCUCCGAGCGCAUGGGUGCAGACAACUUCCGGAGCGUCCGUGAGUUUGUUGAGAACGUGGCCAGCCGUCUCACUUUGGCUAAGAAUGCCAAGGACAAAAAUAAUGCCCGUGUUGCUCUUCUUCAGUAUGGCGGCGAAAACCGUCAGGAUGUGGUCUUCAGACUUACACAUAAUUUCACCGAGAUCACUAACGGCCUUGGGAGCAUGAGGUACAUGGAUGCGUCCUCCAACGUGGGCAAUGCCAUUACUUAUGCCAUCAACAACAUCCUGCUGAGUGGAAACACCCGCUUGUCACGUGGCAACGCUGAAAUCUCCUUCGUCUUCAUCACUGAUGGAAUCACCGACAAAAAGAAUCUGGAGGAAGGUAUAAGCUCGAUGCGCCGGGCAGAAGCCGUGCCCACUGUGAUCGCCAUGGGCAAGGAUGAAGCAGUCGACAAGGAAGUGCUGUCAAAGCUCGCUCUGGGAGACCAGACGGCUAUUUUCAGGGGAAGGGAUUACUCCCAAUUGUCCAAGCCCAGCUUCUUUGAACGUUUCAUUCGGUGGGUCUGCUGAAGAUGAGGUGUCUUAAGUUCACAUUAGUGUAACGGGGGGAAUUGGUGUGUAUUCGGAGUCGGUCUGGUUGUUAGGGUGAUUAUCUGAACAUGCAGUACCUAUCUUACAUGUAUGGUCUUACAUUUGUUUUUGUUGUUUUUAAGUGACUGAGAACUCAUUAUAUAUUGUACCAGUGGAUUUGGGAAAAGGGAACAAGAAGACACUAGAGUAAAGUUACAUUACAAACACUUUAAAAAGAAAAAAAAAUUACUGACUGAAUGUUUAAACUGCAAUCUGCCAUUUCUUUUGGUAAAUUUCUCUACUUUUAACCGAAUUACCUGAAAUAUUUUGUAUACACACUAAGGUGCUAAACUAGAGCAAGACUGGAGUUUUUCCUGUAUAACUAGGCAAGACGUUUCCAUGAGAUCUUACACAUUCAGGGUUUACGUGAUUAAGCCAUUUUGACAACUACUCGUUUUUAAUCUCGGUGUCAGUCCUAGUCAGGUUCAAUGUCAGCAUUCAUGAUACAAAUCAACAAGCCUUAAGUUCGUCAUCAUAGUUGAACACAGGGAACCAGUCACACAACAGCUUCUUCUUUGAGUUACUGACAAGAAUUGCUCAAAAAGUGCACUCCUGCUUGGGUACAUACUUACUGUAAGUCAUGGCAAUGCGUUUCAACUUAAACUUUCAUAUAAAUUGAUUAUUAAAGCUAUGUUCAUGUACUUAGUUAUAAACAACAGAAUGACCACAAUUGAUCAUUUGUCUUUUUUUUUUUACGGACACUCGGAUCAGAUACCUAAAAAUUUGUUUUUAAUUCCACAAAGAUGAAAUCAAUUUUAAUGUUCUGUCAACACUUGAAGGAUGCAAGCCAUUACUUUUUGUCAACUUCAGUGUUAGUACAAUAAAUCAGGUUGUGGUAAAAUGAAUUUAUCUUGCUGUGGUUGUUGUUGUUUUUUUUUUUAUAUGAACAUAACAAGAAAGUAUGAACUGUACACUAAGCCAAAAAUAAAUUUGGGGCACACCA